Messenger RNA from Lathyrus sativus (Indian pea), 729 nucleotides. Lineage: Eukaryota; Viridiplantae; Streptophyta; Magnoliopsida; Fabales; Fabaceae. The record is from the annotation of a GenBank genome assembly.
AUGGAAAUGAACAAAAUACAAGCUCUUUAUGAUACUUGCCAUGUUUUGUUUUCUCCAGGAAAUGUUCCAAAUUUUCAACAAAUCCAUUACCUUAAAAAUCUGUUAGACAAAAUCGAAGCAAUAGAUGUAGGAAUCGACGAGUUCGGGUUAUGUGAUUCUCCUACUACAGAUUCAAAGGUUGAUAACGGUAGCAGGAGGUUGCUUUGUGGACAAAGUUUCUCUGAAAUAACAUACAUUCACAUUCAUGAAUGUGACGAUGUUUCGAUAGGUGUGUUCUGUGUUCCAGCAGGAAAAGAAUUUCCUCUUCAUGACCAUCCAGGAAUGACAGUGUUGAGCAAGCUUUUAUAUGGUUCUGUUUAUGUCAAAGCUUAUGAUUGGAUCAAUUUUAAUAGUACCAAAGGUCAAACAAUAGGAUUGGCGGGGAGGGUAAAAGAUGAAGUGAUGAAAGCACCAAAUGAGCCAUCAAUAUUAUUUCCAAGAAGUGGUGGAAAUAUUCAUUCUUUUAGAGCAUUGACUUCAUGUGCAAUACUUGAUGUGCUGUCUCCACCAUACUCUCAAGACUUUGGAAGACCCUCCACUUACUAUUAUGACAUUCCUAUUCCUUAUCUCAAUGGUUAUUCUAUGCUUGAGGAGAGACCAUUGCCUGAUGAUUUAGUUGUUCAUGGAGCACCAUACAUUGGAUCUUCAAUUAUAACCAAUUACGAUGGUUACGAUUUUAGUGAUUUAUGA